AUGAUCGGCAACACACUCAUUAUGACGCUCAAAGUGCUGGCGUGGCUCAAUACGGGCUCGAAUGCCAUGCUCUCGGAAGCAAUUCACUCGCUCGUGGACACGGACACUAGCAACCAGGCGAUUCUGAUCUUGGGCUUGAAGCAAGCAUCGGGUGUGCCGCAUAAAAAGCACCAAUAUGGAUACACACGUGCUGCGUACUUUGGAUUGUUCAUCUCUGCGCUUGGCUUAUGCUGGUUAGGUUCUGGGGUGACGGUUGUCCACGGGAUCCAGUCGCUCUUGGAUCCUCCGAAAGAGCUUUUUCUUUCGUGGGAAGUGUGGGGUGUGCUAGCAGCUUCUUUUGGCAUUGACGGAUGGGUGCUGAAGCGGUCAGUACAGGAACUGAGGGCUUCUCAGCCCCAAGACAUGUCGUUUUACAAGCAUGUGACGCGGACAAAGGAUCCGUUUCUGAUGGCUGUGCUGCUGGAAGACAUGUCAGCAUGUGUGGGUAUCGUUAUUGCUGGAUGUGGCAUUGGGGCCAGCCACAUUACAGGCAACCCGGUGUGGGACAGUCCGCUAGCGUAUCGAUGGGCGUGCUUCUUGGCGUGGGUCGGGCCAUCGACAUUUAGCUACAAGGCUGAAGUUGACUUCGAUGGGACGUUCUUGGCGGCGAAACUGCUGCGAAUGUGCAAGCCGAAUGUGACUCGUCUUGUCGAGAAAGAGGUGCAAGAAGUAGAAGAGGUUAUUCGCGGCAUUUACCCCGAGGCCGCCUUCAUCGAGUGGGAGCCUGAUGGCAAAGAGUCGGAGAUGCGUGCCGUGUUGAGUAUGCAGACAAAGUCUUUCCGUACGAACGAGCGUGAAGCCAUGACGCGAGCGCUGGCACUGCUUGCACGGACAUUAGAGCGGAAGACAACAGGAGCUGAUCGUUUAGCUACUACUGGCACGAGUGAAUACAUGUUCAGUGGUGGUACGUGUGACAUGUGGAUUUGCUUGUGUUUAAUCGGCGUUGGAACCUACGGAUAA
Peronospora matthiolae is the source of this 999-nucleotide messenger RNA. Lineage: Eukaryota; Oomycota; Peronosporomycetes; Peronosporales; Peronosporaceae. The record is from the annotation of a GenBank genome assembly.